UUUUUUUUAAACCUUCUUGACUUUACACUUUUGGUGUGGAGAGCCCAGAGGGAGACUCAGGCCUCUGAGGUCCUGACUGGCAGCUCCAAAGUCCUGGGGGGCCGGGCACAGUGAGCGCUCUCCCCCUGAUGUCCAUUCCACAGCGUGGGGACAUCUGAAAGGUCCCUGUGGGAGACGGGAUAAAGGGAAAUUUCCUCAAAGCAUCCCAGGCUGGCUCUGGACUGGCAGCUGGUUCCCAGUCAGGACGAGGCAGUGGAAAAGGCCUUGGACUCACUUUGCAGCUGUUCCCAAGUGGUUGGCUGAGGUUGGGGCUCACUGACCUCCAGGGCCAGCCCUGUGCAUGGCAUUUGAGGAGCUCCUGGAGCGAGUUGGGGGUGCGGGGCUCUUCCAGACCCUGCAGGUCACCACCCUCCUCCUCCCGGCCAUUUUCACCCCUUUUCAGCUGCUUUUGGAGAACUUCUCAGCUGCUGUCCCAGACCACCGCUGCUGGACCCGAGAGCUGGACAAUGGCUCUGCUAUCCCUUCAGACUUUACCCAGGAGGCCCUCCUGGCUGUGUCCAUCCCGCUGGGCCCCGACCAGCAGCCCCACCCGUGCCGCCGCUUCCGCCAACCACAGUGGCAGCUCCUGGACCCCAACGCCACGGCCACCAACUGGAGUGAGGCUGCCACGGAGCCGUGCGUGGACGGCUGGGUGUAUGACCACAGCACCUUCGCCGCCACUGUGGUGACCAAGUGGGACCUGGUGUGUGACUCACAGGGCCUGAAGCCCAUGGGACAGUCCCUCUACAUGGCCGGCAUCCUAGUGGGGUCCUUCGUCUGGGGCCUCCUGUCCUACCGGCUUGGGCGGAAACCAAUGCUGAGCUGGUGCUGCCUGCAGGUGGCCGUAGCUGGUGCCGGGGCCACCUUUGCCCCGAAUUUCCUCAUCUACUGCAGCCUCCGGUUCCUGAGUGCCUUUGGACACGCUGGCAUCAUCAUAGUGCUGUCAACGCUGAUGGCAGAGUGGACCACGACCCGCAGGAGGGCUGUCACCAUGACGAUACUGGGAUGCACCUACAGCACUGGCCAGAUGGCUGUGGCAGGCCUGGCCUUCAUCCUGCGGGACUGGCAGGAUCUCCAGCUGGCCGUGUCCGUGCCUUUCCUGGCCUUCUGCUUCAUAUCUUGGUGGCUGCCUGAAUCUGCCCGAUGGCUGAUCAUCACAGGCCGACCAGACAAAGCACUGCGGGAACUCAAAAAGGUGGCCAGGAUAAAUGGCCACCAGGAGGCCAAAAAGACACUGACCAUACAGGUGCUGAUGUCCAGCAUAGAGGAGGAGGCGGUCUCCUCGAGGACGCACCACUCAGUGCUGGACCUGUUUCGCAUACCCAUGCUCCGCAGGACAACCUGGACCAUGCUGAUGGUGAACUUCUCUGUGCAGCUGUCCUACUAUGGGCUGGUCCUGGACCUGCAGAGCCUGGGCAGGGACAUCUUCCUCCUGCAGGCCCUCUUUGGGGCCAUGGACUUCCUGGGCCGGGCCACCACUGUCCUGUUGUUCAGGCUCCUCGGUCGCCGCAUGACCCAGGCUAGCUCCCUGGCCCUGGCUGGCUUCUGCAUCCUGGCCAAUGGGCUGGUGCCUCAAGAUCUGCAGAGCCUGCGCGUGGCCCUCGCCGUGCUGGGGAAAGGAUGUUUUGGCAUCAGCCUGACCUGCCUGACCAUAUACAGGGUGGAGCUCUUCCCCACGCCUCUGCGGAUGACUGCCGAAGGCUUCCUGCAGUCGGUCGGCCGCCUGGGGGCGAUGGUGGGCCCCCUGAUCCGGAUGGCCCGCCAGGCCCUGCCUUUGCUGCCUCCACUGACCUACAGUAUCAUCCCUGUGGCCUCCAGUCUGCUUCUCCUGCUUUUCCUCCCGGACACCCAGGGACUUCCACUGCCGGACACCAUCUGGGACCUGCAGGGCAGGAGAUCUGCUGUGCCUGGGGGCCACCGGCAAGAGGCGGUCAUUGUGGAAAGCACCUGGCUCUAGGAGUUUUGCCUGCUCUGAGUUCCUUUGACCAAAACACUGGAUGAAGAAGUCACCUCUUCUCCAAUCUGAGGGUUCCAGACAAUCGGGCAGCCCCGGGGCUGGGGGCAGGGUGGGGCAGGCAACCAAGCUGUCUCUUCAAGGUGGUGAGGGGGCGCCUGCUGAUCACCCCUGUUCUCCUGUCUCUGGCUACCCUCUCCAACCUGCCUCAGCCCUAAUAGGAGCCUGUUGUCAGGUGGCCACGGCUGCCCUGGUUGCCCUGGAUUAGUUUCACCAACAACACGGGUCCUCGCCCUGCCUGCUGGCACUCAGCCACCCCAGGUGAAGCAGGAGUUCCAGUCUCACUGCCCCGCUCACAGAGCUCCCACUGUAAACAGAAAAUGUUCCCCAAGCCUCGUCCCAGGGUGACUAUCCGAGCUCACUGAUCUUGCAACAGGCUGCAGUUCAGCACGUGGAGCUGUUAGCAGAGUGACCUGGUACGGGUGUCCAGGUUGUGCCUGCCCCAAGGCACCCAGCUAGGGAGGUGUGUGGCGUCUGGCAUCCAGCCCAGUCUCCCUGGCCCAGCCACCUGCCAUACAGGGGCUUUCUUAUCCUCUGUAAGAAAGGAGCUGUGUUAGUUACCAGUGCAUGAGAACCUUCCUGACCUGGGCUCCAAGGAUGCCACACACAUGGCCCGGCCUGGACAGAUGACAUUGGCAGUGGUUGGUCACAUAUACUCGUGGUUCAAAGAGGAUAACACUGUGUAGGGACAUAUGGGGCUGCCCUGGGAGCAGAGACCCCCCCGGGGGUGGGCGAUGCCUGGCUCUUGCAGGCUGGUGUGUGUGGCAGGAAGUGGAAGCCCGGGCUGGGGAUUUAGCUCAGUGGCAUAAGCGCCUGCCUUGCAAGCAGGCAGUCGUGAGUUCGAUCCCCGGUACCGAUAAAAAGGACAAAGACAAAAAAAAAAAAAAAAUGGAAGUGGAAGCCCGCUAGGGUAAGGGUGGGAGGAGUGGCCUUUCAUUCUCUGCUUUCCGAAGGAAACUUUCUCACCUCCAGUGCUACCAGGUUAACUCCCCUCUGCAUAGUUUCCAGGUACAUCUAUUCCCCCUUUGCUAUGGCUGUCACCGGAAGUGUCCAGACUGAUUCCUGAUACCUGUAUUGUCCUCCACAACAGCAACCAUGUUUAUACAGAAACAUAAUUCAAGCCAAACCCCCUCUUUGUUUAAAACCUUCCAGAGCUCAUAAUAAAAUCGCUCUUCUCCCCAGCAAAA
This is a messenger RNA of Cavia porcellus (domestic guinea pig), 3240 nucleotides long. RefSeq names its product solute carrier family 22 member 11 (gene Slc22a11). Gene Ontology annotation, biological process: transmembrane transport. Lineage: Eukaryota; Metazoa; Chordata; Mammalia; Rodentia; Caviidae. Gene Ontology annotation, molecular function: transmembrane transporter activity. The transcript has 10 exons. Gene Ontology annotation, cellular component: membrane. The record is from RefSeq and is a predicted model, not a curated record. The coding region runs from base 341 to 1996 and encodes 551 amino acids.